CCUUCAGUAAAACGGUCGCCCGGCGAUGACGUCGCGGGGGCCUGGCCGGGCGUCGCGGACUCCGGAGAUGGAGGAAAAGGAGCAAUUACGGCGGCAGAUCCGCCUCCUGCAGGGUCUGAUUGAUGACUACAAAAGCCUCCACGGCAGUGCCUCUGCCCCAGGUACGUCCGCCGCCCUGGGCACCUCCACCACUUGCCAGUGGCAGCCGCCCACUUACAACAGCAGCAGGACCUUCAGUGCUCGCUACCCUCGUCCAAGCCGGAGGGGCUUCUCCCUGAACCAUGGGCCUGCGUGGCGCAAGAAAUACUCCCUCGUGAAUCGGCCCUUGGGCUCUUCGGACCCGCCCGGUGAUGGUGCUGCGCAGCCACCACUCAGGGCUGAGGGCAGCCAGGGUCCUGAACCACAGCAGUACAUCCUGGAGAGGCAGGUGCAGCUCAGUCCAGACCAGAACAUGGUCAUCAAGAUCAAACCACCAUCCAAGCCGGGCUCGGCCAGCACUGCGGGGGUCCUGCGCACCUCCUUGGAAGAAUACGAGGACCCCCCCUGGAACGACCACAGGCCUCAGGAAGGUGAGGGUGAGUCCCCUGGUGGGCAGCGGCAGCCCUCGAGGCAAGGAAGAGCCAAGGGGAGCUGCAGCGCGGAGGACCCCCUUCUGGUCUGCCAGAAAGAGCCUGGCAAGCCCCGGAUGGUGAAGUCAGUGAGCAGCAUGAGUGAGAACCCCUCGGAGCCCCGGCGGACGGUCAGUGAGAGUGCAGUUGCGGUCAAGGCCCGCUUCCUGCCCUCUAGUCUGCCCCAGCGAGGCGGCAUGGCCCCAGGCCGGAAGGCGGGCUCACACUCUGUGGCCAGCUGUGCUGCACAGCUCUGUGGGGGCGGGGCCACGAACACCAGCCUCUCAGGCCCCUCCUCCGCCUCUGGCCUGGUGGUAGGCCCAGCUAGACCUGCUGUUGGACCCAGGCAGACCAGGGAGCCCUCGAUGCUGGUGUCCUGUCGAACCAACAAGUUCCGGAAGAACAACUACAAGUGGGUGGCCACCUCGGCGAAGAGUCCUCGGGCCUCUCGGCGGGCCCUCAGUCCCAGGGCAGCGGCGGAGAAUGUGUGCAAGGCCCCCUUUGCUUCAGCAGAACGAACAGAGAAGCCGCAGCUCAAAGCCGACCCAGACGCCAGGCCCAGGAGGUCUGCCGUGUCCUCUGUGCCUGGGGCCUCCCCCAGCAAGUACAAGUGGAAGGCCUCCAGCCCCUCGGCUUCCUCGGCCUCCUCCUUCCGUUGGCAGUCAGAGGUUGGCAGCAAGGACUGUGCCUCCCAGCUCUCCCCCGUCCCGUCUAGGUCCCCCCCAGUGGACAGACGGGCAGUGGAACCCAGCAGCUUGCAGCCUGUCUUCAGUGAGACUCCGCUCUCGGCUUACAAAGUGAAGAGCCGCACCAAGAUCAUCCGGAGGCGGGGCAGUGCCAGCCUUCCUGGGGACAAGAAGAGCAGCCCCCCUCCUGCUGCCAUGGCUAAGAGUCAGUUCAGCCUGCGGCGGAAGCAGGCCCUCCGGGGAAAGAGCAGCCCCGUUACGAAGAAGACGCCCAACAAGGGGCUGAUGCCGGUCUCCAAGCCCCGGCCGUGCUGCCUGCCUCCCGGCCGCACCUACCUCCCCUCCAAGGAAGCCUCCAGCCUGCAUGGCCAGCGGCCCCCUCCCACCAGCAAAGUGAUCAAGACGCGCUACCGCAUCGUCAAGAAGACCCCGACCUCGCCUCUCAGCACCGCCCCCGGCCCCCUGGCCCCCCCGUCCUGGCGGGCCCGGCGGCUCUCCCUAUCCAGGUCCCUGGCGCUGAACACCCUUCGUCCCGCCGCAGGUGGGAGAGCCCAGACUGGCUCCCCUCGGUGGCGGAGCAAAGGCUACCGCUGCAUUGGAGGCGUCCUCUACAAGGUGUCGGCCAACAAGCUCUCCAAGACCUACAGCCGGCCCGGCGGGGACGGGGGCAGCAGGCCCCUGCUGCGCACAGGCCGCUUGGACCCUGCUGGCAGCUGCAGCCGCUCCCUGGCCAGCCGGGCCGUGCAGCGCAGCCUGGCCAUCGUGCGGCAGGCGCGGCAGCGGCGGCGGCGGCGGAAAGAGGAGUACUGCAUGUACUACAACCGCUUUGGCCGGUGCAACCGCGGCGAGCGCUGCCCCUACGUCCACGAUCCCGAGAAGGUGGCUGUGUGCACCAGGUUUGUCCGGGGCACCUGCAAGAAGACAGACGGGACCUGCCCCUUCUCCCACCACGUCUCCAAGGAGAAGAUGCCUGUCUGCUCCUAUUUCCUGAAGGGCAUCUGCAGCAACAGCAGUUGCCCCUACAGCCACGUGUACGUGUCCCGCAAGGCGGAGGUCUGCACUGACUUCCUGAAAGGCUACUGCCCUCUGGGCGCCAAGUGCAAGAAGAAGCACACGCUGCUGUGCCCCGACUUCUCCCGCAGGGGCGUGUGCCCCCGCGGUGCCCAGUGCCAGCUGCUCCACCGCAACCCGAAGCGCCUGGGCCGGCGAGCAGCCACCCCCACGGCCCCAGAGCCCAGCAACACGCCCCCCAGGAGCAGGGCUUCCACCAGCCACGGGCCCAGGAAGCCCUCGGCUGCCCUGCGCCCCGCCAGACGGAUGUCCAGCCCCACCAGCUCCAAGGCUGCUGGCUCGACCUCGCCCCCCUCCUCCCCGCAGGUGUUAGCUGCGGCCUCCCCCUCCCCCUCCUCCCCUUCCUCCCCCUCCCCCUCCUGCUCCCGCUCCUCUCCCUGCCCCCCCUCCGCGUCCCUGUCCUUGGAGUCAGAGGAGCUGUGUCUGCAGGCGGCUGCGGUCUCAGCGGGAGCUGGCUCCGGCGGCCUCUCCAAGCUGCCCUCCUUCAUCGCUCUGCAGUCCUCGCCCAGCCCUGGAGGCCAGCCCAGGGCCCGGGCCCCCAGGAGCGCCUCCUCCAAGGACUCAGGGAAGUCACUGCACAUCAAGCCGCGUCUGUGAGGGCCCAGGGGGCCAGCCCGCGCCUACCUCAGCCCCAUCCUGAGAGGAAGGAGGCUCCGCCCGCCACCACCCCAGACGAGGGGCCGCCUGCCACGGAGCGCCCCCAGGGGCCGCCUGACUCUCAGCCCUGUGUGACCAGUGCCCUCGCCUGGCCCCCCUCAGGCUGGGCCCCACCACUUCCCCACCCCUGGGCCUUCAGCCUUGCCCCGAGGGGUGCCCGGCAGGGCUCCCCCAUGCGAUGCCUGCUUUGUCCUCCCGCUGGCCUCCUGCAGGAGAGACUGCUGGGCGGGCCUCCCUGGCAGGUACUUUGUGUUUAGCAAUAAAGGUUCUGUCCUGUGUC
Capra hircus (goat) is the source of this 3302-nucleotide messenger RNA. RefSeq names its product zinc finger CCCH-type containing 3 (gene ZC3H3). The coding region runs from base 26 to 2962 and encodes 978 amino acids. The transcript has 12 exons. Gene Ontology annotation, cellular component: nucleus. NCBI's taxonomy places the organism in Eukaryota, Metazoa, Chordata, Mammalia, Artiodactyla, Bovidae. The record is from RefSeq and is a predicted model, not a curated record. Gene Ontology annotation, molecular function: metal ion binding.